This is a messenger RNA of Fraxinus pennsylvanica, 1179 nucleotides long. The record is from the annotation of a GenBank genome assembly. Lineage: Eukaryota; Viridiplantae; Streptophyta; Magnoliopsida; Lamiales; Oleaceae.
AUGGCUUCGAGAUUCAUAGUGUUGUUUUUCGCACUACUGGCUGUGAAUGCCCAUCCGCCUGAGACUUUUGAUAUCAGAAAUUAUGGUGGGAAACCCGACGCAAAUAUAGCCAAGGCUUUAUCGAGCGCUUGGAAGGAGGCAUGUUCAGCUACAACUCCAAGCACAGUUGUGGUACCAAAAGGCACAUUCAAGUUGGAUCAAAUAAAAUUAGUAGGCCCCUGCAAAGCCCCCAUUAAGCUUCAAGUCCAGGGCACAGUUAAAGCCCCUUCAGAUUAUACUAAUUUGCCCAACAAGAACGCCGAAUGGAUCACUAUAAGUUACGUCGACCACUUGACAAUACAAGGUGGUGGAGUUUUUGAUGGCAAUGGUAAAAAAGCAUGGACCAAAAACGAUUGUGGCAAAAAUCCAAAAUGUGCUAAACUUCCAAUAAAUCUCAGCUUCAAUUUCAUCACCAACUCAAUCAUUCGUGAUGUGACGACAAAAGAUAGCAAAAAUUUUCACGUCAAUGUUUUAGGGUGUAAGAAUGUUACGUUCCAACGCUUUACCGUUAGUGCGCCGGGUGACAGUAUCAAUACAGACGGACUUCACAUUGCAAAGUCUGAAUAUAUUAACGUCAGGGACUGUGUCAUAAAAACAGGAGAUGAUUGCAUCUCCAUUGGUGAUGGUAUGAAACAACUCCAUAUCGAAAAGGUGACUUGUGGGCCAGGCCACGGUAUUAGCGUAGGAAGUCUUGGUAAAGGCAAGACCGAAGAAGAUGUGACCGGGAUUUAUGUCAAGAAUUGCACAUUCAUUGGCACCCAAAAUGGUAUUAGAGUGAAAACAUGGCCUUCUGCCCCAGCAACACUCAAGAUAACAGAUUUGCAUUAUGAAGAUAUUAUUAUGGACAAUGUUGAGAAUCCUAUUAUCAUCGAUCAAGAGUAUUGUCCAUGGAACCAGUGCAAGCUAGACUCUCCAUCACUUAUCCAAGUCAGUCGAAUGACUGUAAAAAACAUUAAGGGCACCACAAAAACUCCGGUGGCAAUGACGUUUGCUUGCAGCAAAACCAAACCUUGCAAAAAUGUGGAGAUCGGAGAUAUUGAUCUUGCAUACAGUGGAACCAAAGGCCCGAUCACAACUAAAUGUGCCAACAUCAAUCCUACUUUUGUUGGCAAACAGAAUCCACCAAUAUGUGCUGCUUGA